Fomitopsis serialis is the source of this 1353-nucleotide messenger RNA. RefSeq lists its product as uncharacterized. The coding region runs from base 228 to 1136 and encodes 302 amino acids. The record is from RefSeq and is a predicted model, not a curated record. The transcript has a single exon. NCBI's taxonomy places the organism in Eukaryota, Fungi, Basidiomycota, Agaricomycetes, Polyporales, Fomitopsidaceae.
GCCCGCCGUCCCGUUGGUCGUCGACGCCGACGAUCGGCCCGGACGCGCUCCUCGUGAGCCGCGACGCCGGUCCGAAGGCGCGUCGCGCACGGCGCACACGCCCGAAAUGGCAGCCUCGCGCCUCCGGCCCAUCACCGAUGUCGGCCCGAUAGCCCCGAAAGAGCGGAACGCCGUGAUCGACGAGCAGUCAAAGGGCAUGGUCGCCGCGCCCGGUCCGCACUCCUCCAAUGCACCUCUCCACACGACGCCUGCUCUGCGCCAGCCGCGCCGCCUGGCGGUCCCGCCUCCUGUCUGGCACAGUGGGCGGCGGCCUGAGAUACCGGCAGCUCACCACUUCAUCGCCCGCCCAGCCCGCACCCACGCCCGCACCCAGCCCUCCGCCACCACCCGCGCCCUCGCCGCCCAACUCAGCCCUCCUCCUCUUCUGCCUCUCCACGGGACUCGUCGACAGCCUCACCUUCGCCGUCUCCGGCGUCUGGUGCGCCUUCGUCACGGGCACCACCGUCCAGCUCGGGAUGGACCUUCCCUCCCUCUUCGCCGAGCUCGGCGCGCUCAACGGCUCCUUCCCCACUGCCGUAACCUACAUCACCAACUCGUCUACCGCCGAGCGCGCGGCUGCCCUCGGGGGCUUCAUCUUCGGCGGCUUCGCCGGGUCGCGCUUCCCGCGCUGGGUCACGCCCGCACGCUCGAGCGCGCUGCAGUCCGCGCUCCUCGCAGGGGCGGGCGCGCUCGCGCUCGUGGACCCGGUGGCGACGUACAUGCCGCACCCGAUCCUGACGCUGGGCAUGAUAUCGACGAGCAUGUCCCUGCAGGCGGUGCUCGUGCAAAGCCUGAAGACGCCGUACGCGACGAGCGUCGCGUGGACGAGCGUCUGGCUGAGUGCGGUCUCUCCGAGCUCGGCGACCUCGCGCUGGAAGCGAACCGCGGGGCUCGCCGCGCUGAUGGGCGGGGCGGGUAUUGGGGCGCUGGUAGUGCACUUUGGGAAGGAGGAGGGCGCGGGUGACGAAUCCAGUGAUGAAAGCAGGCGGACGACACUGCGUAGGAUGGGAUGGGGCCUCGUGGGCGCUGCGGCGGUGAAGGCGACUGUGGGCGUCAUCUUCUGGCGGAGAGGUAGAGGCGGGAGGUUGCAGCUAUAGGACUGGUGGACGCGCCGGUGGUCUGCUCGGCACUGCUAGAUGUAAUAGAUGGCACAUACCCUGCACAGUAGACAUCCGUAGACAGCACAUACCCCGUAGAUCCGAUAGACGUACUUUACGCAUCGACAUGUAGGAUACCACACACUUACUGCAGUCGUGGCAUUGGCGGUACCGACGCGAGUUGUAGGGAUCCCCAGCUUCCGAAGUCUAGCAACAG